AUGUCGGACCCAAUUAGCGGCCUUUCUCGCGGCUACGGUUUCGUCCGCUUCUCCGAUGAGGCAGACCAACAGCGUGCCCUUACCGAGAUGCAGGGCGUUUACUGCGGUAACAGACCCAUGCGCAUCAGCACUGCUACUCCUAAGAACAAGAACCAGCACGCCGGUCCUGGCGGCAUGGGUGGUAUGCCCGGCGGUCCCGUUGGCAUGUACGGCAUGGGCGCCCCUCCUCUUGGUUUCUACGGUGCUCCUCAGCCCAUGAACCAGUUCACCGAUCCUAACAACACCACCGUUUUCGUUGGCGGUCUUAGUGGCUACGUCACCGAGGAUGAGCUCCGCUCCUUCUUCCAGGGCUUCGGGGAAAUCACAUACGUCAAGAUCCCUCCCGGCAAGGGCUGCGGUUUCGUCCAGUUCGUUCAGCGUCACGCUGCUGAGAUGGCCAUCAACCAGAUGCAGGGCUACCCCAUCGGUAACUCGCGUGUCCGCCUCAGCUGGGGUCGCAGCCAGAACAACUCUGGCCCUGCUGGCACUCCUUACCGCCCUGCUCCCCCACCACCAGUUUACCCUUCCAUGGGUAUGCCUCCUCAGCACCCUUACGGUGGCUUCGCCCCCAUGAAAGUGAGUGGACAGCAACAGCAGCAACAGCAAUUCUGGUCGCCAGAUGCCUCUAACCAUCAACAGUAA
This is a messenger RNA of Aureobasidium musti, 681 nucleotides long. The record is from the annotation of a GenBank genome assembly. Lineage: Eukaryota; Fungi; Ascomycota; Dothideomycetes; Dothideales; Saccotheciaceae.